This is a messenger RNA of Callorhinchus milii (elephant shark), 1105 nucleotides long. Its product is annotated as synaptophysin-like protein 1. Lineage: Eukaryota; Metazoa; Chordata; Chondrichthyes; Chimaeriformes; Callorhinchidae. Gene Ontology annotation, cellular component: synaptic vesicle; synaptic vesicle membrane. The transcript has 6 exons. The record is from RefSeq and is a predicted model, not a curated record. The coding region runs from base 289 to 1026 and encodes 245 amino acids.
CACAACUCACACACAAACACACCCCCCCACACCCCUCCCUCAUUGCUGACUGAUCACAUCCUGGAGGCACAGGCGGUUACUGGGUCACAUGCUGUUGGCUGUUGGCUAUUUGCUGAGUUGGGAAGAAAGAGAGAGUUUGAGAAGUUGAGGCCUCGGUUUGAGAGUGAGUGAGAGAGUGAGAGAGUGAGUGAGAGUUGCAGUGUUGACCCUCUGUGUCUGUGUCUCAGAUCCACAAUCGAUCCCUUUUUACAGAAGACAAACCCCAGAACUCGGCUCCAGUGACGGGAAAUGGAGAUCGCGGCAAAGAUCACUUCGGGGUUUAAGAUGAACCUGGAGCCGCUCCGGGAGCCGCUGGGGUUCAUCAAGGUGUUGGAGUGGGUUUUUGCCAUUUUUGCCUUUGCGACGUGCGGAGGUUACUCGGGACAGAGUGUGGUCAAUAUGACAUGUCCGGAGGUCAUACCCUUGGAAACCACUCAAAUCGUUGUCAGCUUCAGUUACCCUUUCAGAUUAAACAAGAUCGCUUACGAUGCUCCGGGCUGUAUAAACCACACGGAGCCACAGAAGCUCUAUCUCCAGGGCGACUUGUCUCCGUCCUCAGAGUUCUUUGUGACGAUCGGGGCGUUUGCUUUCCUGUGCAGCCUGGCUGCCCUGGUGCUGUACCUGGGCUACCACAGCACCUACCAGGCCAGCAAGAAGCUGCCCAUCGCUGACUUCCUGCUGACUGUGCUGUUUGCCUUCCUGUGGCUGGUGUCCUCCUCAGCCUGGGCCCAGGGCCUGACUGACCUGAAAUUCGCCACAGCCCCCAGCAACAUCAUCAGCUCCAUCAACCUGUGUCAGAAACAACUGGACGCCUGUACCCCGGGGCAACUGCCCAUCAUGGGCCGGCUCAAUGCCUCCGUGAUAUUCGGCUUUAUGAACGUCAUCCUGUGGGUUGGGAACGGCUGGUUUGCUUACAAAGAGACAAUCUGGCACAAGCCAACAGAGCAGCAGAGCCCAGAGGAGCCAGGGAACAUCACAUUGCCCUGAGUGCCUGAUCCCGGCCCCUCACUGUAGCCUCGUGCCCCCUAUUGCCCCCAUCCCCCUCUCCCCCUUCCCCCCCAUCCCC